AUAACAAACUACUUUCCCGUAUCAGCUGUGACGCGAAAUGUAUGGAGUGUUCGUUUGGUGACUUGUUUACCAGAGGAGGUAACAUGUAAAACAGGCACACUUUGGAACUUCCGUGGUUUUGAGGUACACGAAUGAGGUAUUCAUGGUGAAACUCGCAAGGUUGCCGUCACACCGGCAGGUUCGACAAGUGACCGAGCUUCGCAGGCUGCGAACAUGAGCUGCAAGCGGUCGCGCAAGAUGCUGACCAGGUUCCACCCGCAGCACGGCGGCAACAUCAAGCUGUUCGACGACGGUACCGUGGCGUACCGCCGCAACAGCUUCGCGGACGCGCUCACCUUCAGCGAGAAGCCGCUGCUGCCGGGGGAGAUCUUCCUGCUGGAGAUCGAGAAGAACGAGCGCGGCUGGAGCGGCCACAUGCGCCUGGGACUCACCCUGCUGGACCCGGGCGCCGGCUGCCUGCCGCAGUACGCGCUGCCCGACCUCACCAACAUGGGCCGCUCGUGGAUCUUCGCCAUCACCAAGUCGCACAACAACACGUACGAGUACUCGCCGGGCGUGAAGGGGGCGGGGCCGGGGGCGGCGCUGUGGGCGGACGACGAGGCGGCGGUGCGCACGUCCCGGGGGGCAGUGCCCCGCAGCCUGCUGCGCCCCGCCCCCCUGGCCCCCGGCGAGGAGAUCCUGCCCACCGACGUGGGCAGUCGCAUCGGCGUGGUGUACUUCCCGGCGCGCGGCGGCGGGGACCUGGCCGAGAUGCACUUCAUCAUCAACGGUGUGGACCAGGGGCCCUGCACCAAGGAGAUCCCGUACUGCGAGGGCCCGCUUCACGCGGUGGUGGACGUGUACGGCACCACCAAGCAAGUGCGCAUAGUGCAGCUCUACGGAGUUCCGACGCUACAGAGUGUCUGCAGAGAGGCCAUUCUCCAGCACAUUACGAAGACUUCGGUGUCUGCUCUGCCGCUGCCGAAGGUCCUCAAGGAAUACCUGAUGUACCAGUCCUAGUGCAGCGGUCGCGUCCCGGGGGCCGUGCUUGAGCCAUAUCGUCUGGGGUGAGGCCAGGAAGCGGAGGCUUUCGCAGCACGUUGCUCGUCUCGCUGCAGCCUGUGUCGACCAAUCACGGCUCACCCACAGUUAGAACACCGGGUCCUGUCGGCUGCGGCAAGACGUGCCCAAAUGUUUUGUUGCUAGGAUUUUUGUAGGGGCAAGCGUUCAAUCCAAGAGCCGAUAACUGUAAACUCCUACGUAGUGGAAGUCGGGAAAACAUUUUUGUGUUCAAGCCAGCCCUGUACUUGGAUUUAUUUAAUUUAUGUAAUUAUAAUUUCAGAUGAAAUGUUAGAUUAAAGUUGGUUGGCUAUAAAUGUACAUUAUGUGUCUUCUCUCUUCACAUCAUAAUUGAUAUCAUCACGAUUGCUUGCAUCCAAGCGUCAGUCACAUGAAAUCAAGUUGUCAAAAUCAAGAAUCAGACGCCAAAAUAGUACUCUUACGAAUAUUUAAAAAAAAAAAAAAAAACUAUUUCAGAGGAGCUACCAAUUUGAGGUAGAUUUUGAAGAAAUACUACCUAUUGUGGCCGUUACCAUGAUGCGACUUCGGGGAAAAUUUUAUAUAGAUUUUCGUUUCAUGGUCCAUAGACCUCAAAACCAUCAUUUCACAUUUUUUUGGUCAAAAUAACUGCUGUAAUUUUUUACAAAUAACUUCCAAACUGAUACAUAAAAUAUAAACAUGAAAAAUUUCAGUUGAGUUUGUUAAUGGGUAAUAUCCGACCAAAGAGGUAGAAAUUGGAAAAGUUUUCUAAAAACAGAAAGAUUGCUUUAACUCCCAUAAUAUGAUGAAUAUCACAUCCAUUUGAAUGUAUAAUAACUCUUAGGAGAACAUAAUACCAAAAACGUUGUCUAAAAACAUUUUUGAUACAACCAGCUAUAACUGCAGCGGGUGUAAAAAAAAACAAGGGUUGGAAGACAAAAAAAAACAUUAUUCUGUUCAUAGGCACACCAACGAAUUUGUUAAAAGUUUUGUAAAUCUUACAAUUUUUAUCUAAAACGUUUCUACCACACAAUUUUUGAUAAGUCAAAUCAUUGUUGCAAGAGGUUGGGAAAAAAAAGGUGGUAGAAAUUUAAAAAACAAAAUUAUAUGAUCUGUACCUUGUGCACUAUUAAAUCCAUUCCUUUUUAUUUUAAAACCUAAAAAUAUUAUCUACAACUUUCAUCUGAAAUUAUUUUUUAUAUGAGCAACUAUUAGCGCAAGGGGUGGAAAAUAACAGUGGUUAAAAGACAAAAAAAUGCAUAACUCCCUUAAUAUGCACACUAUUAAAUCUGUUCAAAUUGUUUCUAAACUUUUAUCUUAAAUUUUGUAUGAAACAAUUUUUUAUACAACUAUAACUGCAAGAGGUGGAAAAAACAAGGGUUGGAAGCCAAAAAGAUUUCAUAUCUCCCUUAGUAAGGACACAAUCGAAUCCGUUCAAAUUGUAAAUCUUACAAUUUUUAUCUCAAACUUUUGUCUGAAACUAUUUUUGAUAAUACAAACCAUUAUUGUUAGGGGCUGAAAAAUCCUGCGGUUGGAAUAAGAAAAUAAAUAAAACUUUCCUACCAUGUACACUAUCGAAUCCAUUCUUAAUUUAGUUUAACUUUCUCAAUAUUGUCUAAAACUAUUGUUAAAAUAAAUUUUUAUUUAACCAUCCAUUACUGCAAAUGGAUGGAAAUAAAAAGUUGUUUUUUUUUUUAAGUAAAAUAUAAUCAUUACUUUUCUUUAUAGUUAUACUAUCAAAUCCAUUAUAAUUUAUUGUAUGAAUCCUAAACUUCAUCUAAAACUUUGGUGGCUGAAACAAUUUUUGCUGAAACAAUUUAUUACCUUAAAAACAGGGAUUGAUAUUUAAAAAAAAAAUUCAUAUCACUCUCAGUAUCAAAUUAGUUCAAAUUUAUUUUAAACCAUCUUGAACCUUGGCGCAAAGCAAAUUUUUAUACGACCACGUUAUUAGUGGAAGUGAUAAAAAAUAGUGUUUGAAGGUCAAAAAAAUUAAUUAUUACAUUAGUUAGCAUAUAAUACAAAAAUCAUUCUAAGCUCUUCAAUGCUAGAUACAUUGAGUUAAAAAUAUUCAUAAAAUUUUUGCUGCCUGGAAAAUGAGCAAAUAUUUAACAUUGGAGAGUAUAAAUAUGUUAUUACAUUAAGUUCUUAAAAUGUUCCGGAAAUUUAUAGAAGUUUACAAAAAUUUUCUAGAAUGAAUAGGUACUUUAAAAUCUACCUACGCCUAUAGGCUGUGCCGAAAGGGAUUUUUUGAAUUUGUAUUUUGUACACCAGGUCGUAUGAACACUUGUAAAACUGUGUGCACUAAAAAACAAAGGAAUUGGCUGAGCUGUGUAACCAUUUAAAAAGUAGCAGAUAAGCCCAGGAGAGUUAAUAAAGUAAACAGUCAAAGGCUCAAUCGUUGGUGGUGAUAUAACUUCUCAAAUACCUGGGUUUUAUGAACCGACUACAACAAGUUGGAACUAAUGCUUAAUUUCUUUACCCUCGGCAAGAGUAGUUACGCAUUUGAGCAAGCCAAUGUGACCACAACAAUAAACAACUUGCUUGUGGCCAGUUAGCUGACAUUCAAAGGUUGGCAUCCUUUCAACAACGUGUUUCCACAUGACUUGUUAAUUUAGCACUUCCGUGUGCCAUAUGAAAGGUUUUCUGUUGAUGCAGACCGAGCUUAUAGUCUGUGGAAUUUAUAAACAAACAAUACAGUGAAAACUCUUAUGUACACUUUCCUAGGUACUAUGUAACAAUGUUGGAAAAUACGGGAAAGUUGUAUACGGGCAUUAUUUUAGACAAAAAUAAGUGGGAUGAAAAGCAGAAAAACAUAAAUUUGAAGAGUGCCACACACUCAUUGCCAAAAUCCAGGUCUAGAGUUUAAGCCAGUUACAGCUGCAUACAUGUAAUUCUGUACUCAGCUUUGAGUGUGCAUGUAGGGAACUCAAAAUUUGUACAAUUUAACUGGCAACAAAUAAAAUAAUUUUAGUUAUUUUAUUUAUUAAGAAUUAUCUUUUUAUUUUUUGAGAAUUAAGUUGUACUAAAGUACAUAAAAAAAAUUAAAGUAAUAGCUUCACAUAUUGAAAAGUAAAUGAUGGAUGAUGUAAGCAAGCACACAUACGUCUAAUGAUUUGUUGAGGUGCACAUUUAAGAAAAUGUUGCUUGAUAAUGUUCCAAAAUACAACCGUCAUAAAUUUAAGCAUUUAGAUGAGCAUCCGUUUUUAAAUUACCAGCCAAGGUUGUCGUAAAGAAAUUUUAAAAAUAAAAAUUUACAAAACAUGAUUUAUAAACAAAAUUAUACAAGUGAAAAUAUUACGUAGCACAUGUACAAAUUAGUAAACUAAUUGUGGGAAACUUAUUUCAAGCCCAUUUACAUUUAGUUUUCAAAGGUCCUUUUUUUUUUUAAAAAAAAAAGGGGGGGGGGGGGGCAAUACAUAAAGUAUUAAAUACUUUCUGGAAAAAUUUCAAGGAAAGGGGGUAAAUGCUUAAAACUAUGUGUCUGAAAUAUUUAAUAUUAAUUACAUAUAUAUACAUAAUGGACAGUGCUAUAAAUAUGAAUUGAAAAAACACCAAAAUAUGUUGAAGUACUAAAGAUAAAUUAUGCUGGAUUAUGUAAGAGUACUUUGGCUGUAUUGUUGAGAUCUUUUUCUAAAAAAAAAUUGGAGAAGGAGGCUGCAGUCUUAACAGUGUUCUAUCGUGGUGCCGAGAAAAGGCGGGCAGUUCGCCAAUACAGCUCAGACACUCAACAACUACUUCAGUAUCGCGAUCCUUACACUCGUAAUGUGCUGUGUUGAGGUCCCCAACUUGACCUGCGUGAGGCCUCUAACGUUCUAGCCUAGAUGGCACGAGGGGGGUUUUCCCUGGGUGCUCCACGGAGUGCUGGCAUCGUCUCGGGGCGAGAUCAUCGUGCGGACAUUUUACUGCGGCCGUUGCAACCAUCAGAAUUUGGUUGGUAUCUUACUGCUAUCUAUCCGAGAGAUUCAGAAUCAAGUUCUGUUUUGUGCAAAUUCAACUUCGUGAUUUUUUUUUAUCACAGCAGAAAAAUUAUUUUGAAAAUGUAUGAAACACAAUUAUUUUUAAACUUCAUAUGUUAUGUCUGAGAUAAUUGUUUUCGUAUCACUGCCCAAUAAAAAUGUAGUGCCAGCACCUGUCAUUAAAUGUCUAACACAGCUGUGUCAGGUGGUAUUCCACGGCCCUGCAUCCGAGUGAAUAAUUCACGUGUUCCAUUAGCUGGCUCAAAUUUGAAGAGUACACACAUGUUUGAGAAUCCAAAUUGUUAUGGAAAUACAUCAGUCAGGAGCUGAUAAGAACUCAUAUUGGCAGUAACCACAGUGACCACGUAGCUGUUACGUUUGCCACGUAACCAUUUUCAAGGUUUCUUAAAUAAUUAAAUUGUCUGGCUGCAUGUUGUAUGAAAAGAUUUACAAAUGUUGUUAUGUAUUCUGUUUUGUUAACAUUUAAGAUAUGUUCUCUCUUUAUGAGUUGUUAAAUGAUAAUGUUAUUGCACAUUUCUUGAUUUGAAUGUUUUUUACAGCUUGUUCAGUUGUUUACGAUUUUUAACUCUUAUAUAAUUUUUUAAGUAACAAAAAUUGUGAUAUAUGUAUUUUGUAUAUAAAUAUAACUGUCUUGAAUUUUGAAAGGCAAUUUUGAUGUAAUCGAAUAACAUGUGCACGUAAAAUGUUGAGGAUUGUAAUUACAGAUAUAGUGGCUUCUAGUCAAACCACAGUGUAAUGUGUAAUUAUAAUUUUGCCAAUAAAGAAUAUUGUUUCCUCUCUUCAAAAUGAAAAA
This is a messenger RNA of Bacillus rossius redtenbacheri, 5787 nucleotides long. RefSeq names its product neuralized-like protein 2. The coding region runs from base 214 to 999 and encodes 261 amino acids. The record is from RefSeq and is a predicted model, not a curated record. NCBI's taxonomy places the organism in Eukaryota, Metazoa, Arthropoda, Insecta, Phasmatodea, Bacillidae. Gene Ontology annotation, biological process: intracellular signal transduction. The transcript is spliced from 2 exons. Gene Ontology annotation, molecular function: ubiquitin protein ligase activity.